AUGAAGGAGGACAUUGAUAUGGAGCCCAGAAUCAUAGAAAGGUUCAUCAAGGAAACAGGAAAUGUUAUGAGGAAAUGUGGAUUUUUCAUUUCCGAAGCUCACCCUUUCUUAGGUGCUAGUACCUACUGAGAAAGGACCCUUAAUGGAAAUCUAGAAAGUAACAUCAAAAGAUGGCGAACCCAGAGAAGAUACCCUAUGUAGACUUGGUAUUUACAAACGAAAUAAAGAGAAAAUUGUUUUGAAUACAAACCAUAAGUACUUCUACCAACUUCAACAACAACUAUUCUGUCGCAAGUACAGGCAGUCACAUUUUGCUGUUUCAGAUGGAGUUUGCUUGAAUCAUAAAUUAGUCGAGUUUAACGAUGGUUUUUAGGAAGGUCCACUCAAGAAACUUGAGAAAUUCUAUUUUCAAAAUAUCCUGCCUGAAUUGGUCUAUCUAAGAGUGCUCCUAUAGGCCAACCUCGCUGGAAUAUAAGGAGAUUGCUUUUCUGUACAUUAGUUUGUCAAGUGUAAACGACUAACAAAUUAUCUGUCUUUGAAACAAUGUAUAAUCAAUCUUAGGGAUUAGGGUUGGCACGCUACUGGAGGACUGAUGAAAUUUUUUCCCUCACCCAUACCACUCCAGUCAUUAAUAUUUUGAGAUGGGCAGUCUCCCAGUGGAAAAAAANAAAGUAACAUCAAAAGAUGGCGAACCCAGAGAAGAUACCCUAUGUAGACUUGGUAUUUACAAACGAAAUAAAGAGAAAAUUGUUUUGAAUACAAACCAUAAGUACUUCUACCAACUUCAACAACAACUAUUCUGUCGCAAGUACAGGCAGUCACAUUUUGCUGUUUCAGAUGGAGUUUGCUUGAAUCAUAAAUUAGUCGAGUUUAACGAUGGUUUUUAG
Molecule: messenger RNA, 887 nt
Organism: Porites evermanni
Lineage: Eukaryota; Metazoa; Cnidaria; Anthozoa; Scleractinia; Poritidae
Source: the annotation of a GenBank genome assembly